Mycena citricolor is the source of this 1158-nucleotide messenger RNA. NCBI's taxonomy places the organism in Eukaryota, Fungi, Basidiomycota, Agaricomycetes, Agaricales, Mycenaceae. The record is from the annotation of a GenBank genome assembly.
AAUGAACUGAUAUCGCUCGUCCUCAUCACAGUCCAAUCCUCGAUCAGAUUGAAACCAGCAUUCCCCGAUGCAUCUUUUCAAAGCAGAGCCUUUGACUCACGUAGAUUUCAUUCUCCGCCGGUCGGCUCCGAGCUACUGGCGAUAAUAAAAGGUAACAAAGCGAAAUCUCUCAUAGACCCACGCUUCAAACACUCUUGAGGCGGCCUACGAUGUCUAGGAUCAACGACCCAAUCUAUAUCUCGUCGCAAGAAACCCUUGACGCCCUCACAGCGCAAAUUCACGGAUACAUUGCAGGCAUCGUCUCAGCCGAAAGUGGUUCAAGAAACGCUUCGUUUAUGCAAGAUGAAAUCAGAAUAUUCAAGGAAUAUCUCGAGCGACUACAUCUCCUGCCUGGCGAUCAAAGGACCUUUGUCAGUACCCUCAUCGUCAAGAUCAUCGGAGAUCUUCCAGGAUCCAGGGCCCGUGCAGCCAUCUUGAAUAUGUGGAAGAGCUAUGAGGCAAGAUCUCGUGAGCGCCGUCGUGGCCGCGCACCCAUUCCAGCGCAGUAUACGCAGCCAGUGCCUCUGCCUGUUGAACCGUACGCUCGGGAACCGUCUCUGUUCUCUAUCGACCUGUCUUCCGGUAGCAGUCAACACUCGCAGAUCUCUAGCUAUCAUUCCGCGCGUUACCCGACGAUGCCAAUGGGGCUGUCUGGUCACUCGUAUGGUGCGAGGAUCAACCUGCCCGUUCCGGCUGGGACACCUGGAUUUUCGCCGCCACGCACGUCUGCGGACUCUGGAAACAGCGAACAAUGGCCUAUCCCUGGGCCUGUGAACAACGAUCAUCUUUACGCACUUCCCAAUCCGCAUCAUGGACGCAUGCAAGAAGCGAUCUAUCGACAGAAUGUUGGCAAACCUGGCUGGUAUUCUCCAUUGCCGCCGCCGCAUCGGGACCAUCGGGACCCUGAUUAUCCCACCGGCGUCGUCUUUGGCACUCCGGACAGCGGGCAUCAUGCCAGCUCGAGCUAUGGUGGAAACCCGCAAUAGGCUAUCACGAAGAUGCCUCGCAUCGUGCUUUCUCUGACUCUCGUUGUGUCUAUGCUUUUCAUGUUCUCUGUAACACAAUCUUAUCCCGCGCAAUGGAAGACCUCUUGGUCGUCCUUUCAUUCGAACUGUUCGG